Molecule: messenger RNA, 1244 nt
Organism: Doryrhamphus excisus (bluestripe pipefish)
Lineage: Eukaryota; Metazoa; Chordata; Actinopteri; Syngnathiformes; Syngnathidae
Gene: cbln18
Product: cerebellin 18
Biological process (GO): maintenance of synapse structure
Cellular component (GO): synapse
Molecular function (GO): protein binding
Source: RefSeq, a predicted model, not a curated record
AGGGAAACAAGCGCCACCUCCUUCAGGGGAGGGUUAUGUCAAUAAGAAAUCAAAGUGCACAAAACUAGUGCAACACACACACCUGAGUCUGUAUCUUGCAGAACAAGGAGGAGGAUCAAACACAAUGCUUGUCUCAACCCUUUUGACCCUGUUGGGGGUGCUCUCUCUACAUGGUUGUGCAGAGGCCCAGUCCAUCCAGCCCAUCAAUCAAAUUCUCAAAGAUAUUGCUAUGAACUUGGAUAACACCCUAACCUGUGCAAAGUGGGAUUGCAAGUGUACUUUUGACCGCCAGCGCGGUUGCUGUUGUGCGGCCAACGACAUGUUCCGAGUGGAGGAUGAAACCUUUACUAGGAUGACGUCUUUGAGGAACGAUAUCAGCUCACUCAAGAGCAACGUGCACGCUUUAACCACUGGCAUGAAGAUUGCCUUUGCAGCCAGUAUGGGCCCAAAUCCCGAUCAAUGUUAUGGGCCUUUCAAUACCAAUGUACCAAUUGCUUACCCUGUGGUGACUCUGAAUGACGGCAAAGGAUACAACCCUUCCGUGGGUGUCUUCACUGCGCCACACGCUGGAGUGUUUGUCUUCUCCUCCACUGUGUACUCCUUGGUGAUCUCGGGUCAACGCGUCUAUUACAGAGUCAAGAUGAUGAAGAAUGGUGAGGUGAUGACGAGCAUGUCGGAGGACAAUCGAGACGAUAACGAAGACACUGCUAAUCAGAUGAUUACGUUGGAGUUGCAGAGAGGCGAUCAAGUCUACAUGCAGUUGGACGCUGGACGAAAACUGUGUAAAAAUCUGAAUAAUAAUGUUUUUAGUGGUUACAUGCUGUAUGCCUACCCGGAUGAGUAGCAUGUAACAACAACAGCGAUGCUUUAUCCUGCUCAUUUCAACCUUUCAAAAUGAUCCUGGAUCCCAGUGGGACAGCUUGGAACUUUCAUUUAAUGGAAUACUGAAGUUUUUUUUAAAAGGUAAAUCUGCUUUCUUCUCCUCUUGGCCUUCUUCACCGACCAGACUUACUCUGUUGGGAUCAGGCAUGGGUCUAGGGCUUGAGACCCACUCAACAUUACGUGCUAAUAGUUAGCAAUAAACAGAAAAAAAACUCAAGUGAAGAUUUUAUGAAGUGAUUUUAUCCUUCUUUUCUGUAUAGCACUUUAAGUUACCUUGUGUACGACUGGUGCUCUAUAAAUAAACUCGCCUUGCUAAGAAUUCAAUAUAAUUGAACUACUAUUGAAAUAUUGCCAUAAAACUG